AUGCUCUCGAAGGAGCUGAACGUGAAGAACUUCUCCCAGCUGGCCAGCUUCGCCGAUCUCUACUCGGCCGAGCUGUUGAAGAGGGCCUGCACGCGGUUCCUCGUCGGCCACCACAAGACGGUGAUGCGCAGCCCGGAUUGGAGGGAGCUGAAGAAGACCAACGCCGGCCUCGCCAACGAGCUGCUCGAAUCGGCGCUCAACGUCGGCGAGCCGUUGGGGAACAGCAUGGACGAGCUGGACGACAGCAACGACGAGAUCGAGCCGCCGCCCAGGAAGCGUCUGCGAAGGUAU
This is a messenger RNA of Mesorhabditis spiculigera, 291 nucleotides long. NCBI's taxonomy places the organism in Eukaryota, Metazoa, Nematoda, Chromadorea, Rhabditida, Rhabditidae. The record is from the annotation of a GenBank genome assembly.